Messenger RNA from Durio zibethinus, 3047 nucleotides. Its product is annotated as protein TIC 40, chloroplastic-like. The record is from RefSeq and is a predicted model, not a curated record. Gene Ontology annotation, cellular component: chloroplast inner membrane; chloroplast thylakoid membrane. Lineage: Eukaryota; Viridiplantae; Streptophyta; Magnoliopsida; Malvales; Malvaceae. Gene Ontology annotation, biological process: protein import into chloroplast stroma; chloroplast organization.
UUCUUUUGUAGUAAACUAUUUUGAAAAUAGUUUCUUAAAUUCGUGACUAAGAACUUUGGAAAUUAUUUUUAUUCAAUAAGUUGAGCAAGUGAAGCAUCCCAAAUGGAAUAGCGAAAUCCCAUUCCAAGCCAAACUAACCAAAGAAACAAACACCUCCAAAAGUACCGAAAUUUAGGUAUGAAUGAAACAUAUAGCCGUUUACCCAUUGUGCUUCUUCUGUCAUCCUCCGUUUCAACUCUUCUUUGCUUCUCUCUCUCACACUCGUCUUCUCGCUUCAACUUCCAUUUCUUCUCAUUUCUUUUUUUUUUUUUAAAUUGGGACUGUAAAAUUCAAUGGAAAAUCUGAAUAUGGCGUUAGUUUCUUCAUCUUCUUCUAUUUCAAAGUUAUUUCUCUUCGGAUGCAGUAAUCCUAAGUACACUCUCAAAAACCCUACCAAAACCUUCACUUUUCGAACUUCCAAGAUUACCCCCCGUCAUUCCAGAAUCUCCAACGCUACCCACGCUACUCCUCCCCGACGUCUUCCCCAAAUUGUUUUGAGAAAGGUUGGAGAUGAGAGGUUUGCUAGCGUUUCUUCUUCAAGUAAUCAACGAACUUCUUCAGUUGGAGUUAACCCUAAUCCAACUGUGCAACCGCCGUCCUCUCAAAUAGGGUCACCACUCUUCUGGAUUGGAGUAGGUGUUGGGCUCUCAGCACUUUUUACAUGGGUGGCUUCUAGCUUAAAGAAAUAUGCAAUGCAACAAGCUUUCAAAACCAUGAUGGGUCAGACAAAUACACAAAAUAACCAGUUUGGCAAUGCUGCUUUUCCUUCGGGAUCCCCAUUUCCAUUUCCAGUGCCUCCAUCACCACGACCUGCCACAUCCCCUUCUCCAUCUUCUUCUCAACCUGCAGUUACAGUUGAUGUACCUGCAACAAAAGUUGAAGAAGCCCCGGUGACUGAUCCAGUGACGGAAGGAAAAAGUGAAACAGAAAUAGCAGAACCAAAGAAAUAUGCUUUUGUGGAUGUUUCUUCAGAAGAAAGUGUGCAGAAGAGUGCUUUUGAAGAUGUGGCUGAGCUAAGUUCAUCAGAUAAAGCUCAGUUUCCUAAGGAUGUUUCUGAUAAUGGAGCUGCAUCCAAGCAGGAUGCUGGUGCUUUUGGGGAUUAUCAGUCAACCGGAAGAGCAGGACCUGCCUUAUCUGUGGAUGCUUUAGAGAAAAUGAUGGAAGAUCCAACAGUGCAGAAGAUGGUUUAUCCAUAUUUGCCUGAGGAAAUGAGGAACCCUGAGACAUUUAAAUGGAUGCUACAAAAUCCUCAAUACCGGCAACAACUGCAAGACAUGCUAAAUAAUAUGGGUGGAAGUGCUGAAUGGGACAAUAGGAUGAUGGAUUCCUUGAAAAACUUUGAUCUUAACAGUCUUGAGGUAAAACAGCAAUUUGAUCAGAUUGGGCUUACACCUGAAGAAGUAAUAUCCAAAAUAAUGGCCAACCCUGAAGUUGCUAUGGCGUUCCAAAACCCUAGAGUUCAGGCAGCUAUCAUGGAUUGUUCACAGAACCCACUGAGUAUUGCAAAAUAUCAAAAUGACAAGGAGGUUAUGGAUGUAUUCAACAAAAUAUCAGAACUCUUCCCUGGAGUGACGGGGUCACCUUGAUUUUGGUAGUUCAUUGAAGUUACUGCUUUUGGAGAAUGAUGUGCUCAUUUUAUUUCAGAUAGAUGGUUGAGGCAAUGGGAUCUGGAGUAUAUGAAACCAAGACUCAGUAUAGAUCCCACAUCACUUGUUUCAGAGUUUUUAGUUUGAGAAUGAGCUUUACGGUUGGACUAUAGGUUUCAUUAGCUGUAGCUGUAGUUGAAGUUGAAUGCUACUUUCACAACUGGGCUUAUACAGAAAGUAACUGUAAAUCGUGUCCUUUAUUAAAAAAAAAAAAAUGGUGGUGUUCUCUUCUUUCUCUCUCGUAUCGUCGACUCGACAUGAUGGCACAUUGAGAUAAAUCAGCUUGAUUGAAUAACUUGUUGGAAAGAGUAUUUAACUGUUGGCCCUUAUUCACAAGUAAUCUUGGAAGACCAAAAAAGCUUUGUAAUUUAUUUCAUCAACUCUGGAAAUAAGGUUCUGGGAGGGGAUUAUAUGUAAUUUAUUUCAUCAGUUCCAGGCUGGCUAGGACAGGGAAUGACUAACAAUAUACCCAAGAAUCUUGCAGCCUCGCCAUUCAAAUGAAAUAGUUGAAAACUAACUCAAAGCUAUCAUCAAUGGAAAAUCAUCUUUAUCUGUUUUAUCCUUCACGGCUUUCCCCUCUCGGUGAGCAUGAUUCGCUGGAAUUUUGUUUUAAUGGCAGAAGAAUGACCAAUGUGACACAUCUGGGUUAUAGUUUUGAUAAAAUAUCAUUGAGAGCCAAAACAAUAUUCUCGUACCACUCCCAAACACUGGAUGCAUCUUCAUCCCUGGCCGCAUAAUCUAGCUGUAAUGUUCAAAAACCAAAACAAUUCUCAACAGAAAAGAUAAUGAAAACCAACCAAAAACUACAAAGCAAAACAAAAGAAAAAUAUAGUUCGAAUGGGAAAACAUUGUUGAAAAGAUUAGAAUAAAGCUUCCUAAGUUGAGGCCUUUUCACUUCUAGGUUUUCCUUGAAUGAUAGUAUAAAUAUCCUGCUUCAACAAUGAAGAACUUUUCCUUAACUCCCUCUGGGCUUCACCCCAGGACUUUGAUUCUGUCAAAUCUUUCACUUGCAGCAAAGCUUUUGCAUGAUUUUGAACCCCAUUUUCUGCUUCUUCAACUAUCUGCUCUGGUGCUACCAUUGUUAGGUCAACUCCACAUGCAAUCAUAUUCUUUUCCUUUAUCAAUAGUAAAUAAGCCAUUGUUGCUAUGACUCCUACUCUUCUAUUGAUGUUUGAGUGGACAAGCUUCUUUAGAGGCAUUUCCUUGAAGUACUGAAUCCUGGGUUUUCCAUGGCAGGUGGUGAUUAAGGUUUGUGAAGCGUAUGGUGGGUUAUACUUUGAGACCAGAAUUGGUCUUAAUGCCAUCAUUCCUUUGAACUAUACCUGGAAAAAAAAAAAAAAAACCAAUUUGAAUUACAGAUUA